Molecule: messenger RNA, 773 nt
Organism: Effrenium voratum
Lineage: Eukaryota; Dinophyceae; Suessiales; Symbiodiniaceae
Source: the annotation of a GenBank genome assembly
GGUGCCGGGUCUCGAGAGCCAGACCUUCUGGAACUGCUCCCGGUGGCCGUUCCUGGCGAGUCUGGAGGCUGCCACACCCAUGAUCUUGGAGGAGGUUCAAGCUGCGGCAGAGUUCAUGUCAGCGUAUCCAUACUUGAAGACGCACGGGGUGUGGCAGGAUAUCUUUCUCUACCGAGGCCACGACUGGAACACCUCGCUCUGUGACCGCAUGCCCGCCACCUGCCGGCUGCUCCUGCCAGAGCUGCCCACCAAGCCGGGGGUUCCCUACGCCACGGUUUACAACGAGGAGGUGGUGAUUUUCCGCUCGGAGCCGGGCGCCUCGGUGGGCGCCCACUGUGGGUCCUCCAAUGCCGUCAUCAACCUCCAUCUCACGCUGAAGGGCGGCCGCGGCACCUCCGUGUCCGUCGGGGACGAGCGUGUCUUGCUGGAGGACGGCAAGGUGGUGUGCUUCCAGGACAGCUUUUUUCACUCCGUGGAGCAUGACCUGUCCGGAGAGGAGCGCAUCUCACUGGUGAUCCGAGUCAUGCACCCGGACCUGACUUGGGAAGCUCUGGACGCCAAGCGCACGGAUGUCGUGCCAGACCUGGCCUCCUUCGACCGCUCUGGCAGCCUGCUGAGCGAGAUCGAUCGCUUGCGCCAGGAGUACCGCAAGCUGGCAGCGCAGAAUCGGAACAUCGGAGUUGGUGAGCGCAGUGAAAGCUGCGAGUCAACGACAACCUGACACCGAUUUGGCCAACUGAAGGCGCGACUGUUACAUCUGAACCACAUGCUCU